CAGAGGUACUUAUUAUCGGAAAUGAUGCACAGAGAAAGUUAAUUCUGCCAUUUAUAGACUACUUGUCUCUCGAGGCUAAUGACCGCUUUAAGAAUUUAGGGAUCAUGUUUGACAGUGAUCUCAGUUUAAAAAUAAACAUAUUAGCAAUGUUUGUAAAACAGCAUAUUAUCAUCUUCGUAACAUCUCUAAAGUAUUGGAUAUUCUCUCCCCACAGAUAGUGAGAAGCUCAUACGUGCAUUUGUUACAUCUAGACUCGACUACUGCGACAGUGUUUUGGUUGGCUUACCAAAGAGCUCCAUUAAACAUCGAUUUCAGGCAUAAGGAAAACUUGGUUGGUCGUAUUAACGGACUCUGGUGUGAACAUAACUUGGUUGGUCGUGAUGUUGGUCUCAGACUGGAAUGUGGCGUUGAAGGUCACAUCAUCGAUCUCAGACAGGAACAUGUCUUGGGAGGGUCGUCUCUUCGACCUCUGACAGGAACUUGGCUUGAAAGGUCGUCUCUUCAACCUCGGACAGGAACUUGGCGUGUGAGGUCGUCUCUUCAACCUCAGAUGUGAACAUGGCUUGAAAGGUCACCUCGUUGACCUCUAGCAUGAACUUGAUUUUAUACUGGAGCUCUGGAGAUGAGACAACCUCGUGAGACUCAGGCUGAAACUCUAGGGAUGAGACCGCCUCGUGGGUCUCAAGCUGUAGCUCGAGCACUCAUUUGGAAUUCAAGAAAUAUGUCUUUUCACAGUCUUCAUGUUGUUUAUAUUAUCUUUGCAUGGCAAUAACUUAUUUUAAGGACAGUACAUUUUUCCAGUCAAUGAAACAGCUUGUGUGCAAAUACAUAAUAUUUUCUGGUAAUUAAUCUGUGCAUUAAUCAGCCAUUGAUCGCCAUUUACCAGCCACAAAUGCAGUGCCGUUCCUAGCCCAUUUAGUGCCCUAGGCGAGAUUAAUCGUCACUCCCCUCCCCCAAUUUUACUUCAUUAAUUAAAUCAACAAUUAACCUCGCACACCUGCAGGUGUUAGAUAGGUGCAUAGGAAAAAAGACUAUAAACCAAAUCAAAACCGAAAAAAAUCCUGCACAUGUAUCAAAAUAGCUUUAUUCACUUUAAUUUACUUCAAUAAUAAAAACAACAAAAUAAAUAAUAAUAAAGAAAUGGCCAUCGUGGAUACUAAUGACGUGUCGUGGGGCGGUCACCUAUGACGCCUAAUGGGUUGAAUGUAUAUGACCCUUCAUAAAUGGCAUAGCGUUAACCAGCGAUUACGUGGAGGGACGAGUGUGCUCCAGUGCCGGUUUGUGAAUGGUGGGCGGAGUCGGAGAAGGGUUUUGCUGGUAACAUGGCUAUCCUCAUUUGGAACUCAAGAACUAUUUGCCUUGGCACAGUCUUCAUACUGUUUACAUAUCUUUGCAUAGCAAUGAUUUAUUUGAAGAACAAUCAAUUUUUCAGUCUCAAAGUAGAUCCAGUACCAAGAGCUGCAAUACAGAAGCCUUCCACAUUUUCUGGGUCAGUUUGUCCAGCACCUCUAUCAGCCAACAGAAUAACACCUAUUAGAGGGACCAGGUACCUAAUGGUGUCUGCUUUCAUAAAUGAUGAGGCAAAUGGACAGGCAAACAUCAUUACUAUAAUGAAUAGAACCCAUCCAGAGCCGUUUAUCUGUAUAUUUUGUUGUUACCAGCAUGGUCUCAGUAUAUCUGUUGUUAAACUGGAUAAGCACGUUGAGCACUUCGGAUUCCCUUUUGUGACCACAGAUGCAUUUUGUAACAUAGAGCCAACAUGUAAUGCCACACAUGUGACCAUUUCAAGAACAGAGAACAUUCUAGAGAUUCAGAGUCACCUGUAUUUGCCUAUACACAAGUUCCUGACGCAUGGGAGAGAAUUUGACGUGGACUUCACACUAUGCAUUUCUUGCUUGUUUGGAGGGUAUAAUAAUGUCCUUCAGUUUGUGCAGACUAUAGAGACAUACAAACUGCUUAGUGUGGAUCACGUGGUUAUCUACAACACCAGCUGUGGCCCGGACCUUGAGAAGGUCUUGCGCAGCUAUGAAGAAGAUGGCAUCUUGGAAAUCAUUCCCUGGCCAAUCCAUCACUUCCUAGAGCCAUCCAAAGGCUGGAACUAUGAGCUGCACUCAGGGGAAGUUCACUACUAUGGGCAACAGGCCACAAUAAACGACUGUAUCCACAGGAACAGGCAGAGGUCCAAAUAUGUGAUUCUGACUGAUGCAGAUGAAAUCAUCAUGCCGUAUCAACACUCAUCCCUGCACCAACUCAUGGCAGAGCUUCAGCAAAAUAACCCUUAUGCAGUGGCCUUCAUCUUUUGGACCUAUGUCUUCUCCAAGGAAAUUAACAGAGGCAGCGAGAGAUUUAAUUUUCCUCUGUGGAGACAUGUGCCUGGCGUCAACAUCCUAAGACACAUUUACAAAGAGCCGGUAAAGUGGUUGGCCAUCUGCUGUAGCAAGAUGAUUGUUGACCCAAGGAAGGUGAUGCAGGCAUCUGUGCACACUGUCUAUAAAAUCAAUGGAAAGUCCAUCUAUGUGCCCAAUGAUUUGGCUAUUGUCAUGCACACUACUGAACCAAAGCGUCCUGAUUUGGGCAUUGAGAAACUAAUCAUGGACAAUAAGAUUUGGGAGUACGCAGAAAGGCUGAUACCAAAUGUAAAUAAGGUAUUGCACAAAUCUGGGAUUUUGAAGUGAAAAAAGAGCCAAUCAUGGAAAAAAAAAAACCCUGGCAAGUCAUUUAAAUCUUUGUACCUGCUGUUCUAUUAGUCAAUACAAAAAACAAAGAAACAAAAAAUUUGAACUCUGUAUGUUUCCUGUUACUGAUUCACGUGCACCACUGUUUUUGAUGAAAAUAUGAAACAGCUUGUGUGCAAAUACUUAUAUAUAUGUGUGUGUGUGUGUGUGUGUGUGUGUGUGUGUGUGUGUGUGUGUGUGUGUGUGUGUGUAUAUAUAUAUUAUAUAAAUAAAUUGUGUGUGUGUAAUUCAAAAUAUAUGGAUGACUAUUGCUAUUAAAAAAAAAAAGAUUUUGUAAGUGAAUUACACAUAAACUGAGACUCUGAUUUGGCUAGACCAUUCUAUGUUGAGUUAUAAAAUCAAAUGGAGUUAAAAUAUAUAGUAGACAGAAUGCAUACAUUUUCAUAUGACUGUAAUCGUUUGGGGACUUUUAAUGGAAUAAUCAAAAUAAUGGCAUCAACUGCUGUGAAACCAUGUAUGUUUAAAUACCACUUAGUCUUCAUGACCAGAGACAGUACUAUGGUUAUAGACUAAAUGUAUUGUAAAUGUCAAUGUAGUUCUUUUUCUUGUCAUAUAACAUGUGUUGACUUGUUUUCCAAUGUAACAAUUCAAUAAUAAUGUUAAGUUUUACCAAUGAAAUUAAGUUUAUGGACCAAAGUUUGUAAAUUAUUAUAAUGCUUUGUUUUCAAGCAACACCGAUCCACCCAAUGUUAGUAUAUAAAUUAAAGUGCAUAGUGCAUU
Ictalurus punctatus (channel catfish) is the source of this 3455-nucleotide messenger RNA. RefSeq lists its product as uncharacterized. Bases 1323 to 2675 code for a protein of 450 amino acids. The record is from RefSeq and is a predicted model, not a curated record. NCBI's taxonomy places the organism in Eukaryota, Metazoa, Chordata, Actinopteri, Siluriformes, Ictaluridae. The transcript is spliced from 2 exons.